Messenger RNA from Ooceraea biroi (clonal raider ant), 7406 nucleotides. RefSeq names its product CREB-regulated transcription coactivator (gene Crtc). Gene Ontology annotation, biological process: positive regulation of transcription by RNA polymerase II; protein homotetramerization. The record is from RefSeq and is a predicted model, not a curated record. Gene Ontology annotation, molecular function: cAMP response element binding protein binding. Gene Ontology annotation, cellular component: cytoplasm; nucleus. NCBI's taxonomy places the organism in Eukaryota, Metazoa, Arthropoda, Insecta, Hymenoptera, Formicidae.
GCUGCACUGCAUGAUCUUGCGUAUCAGUAUUCGCCUGUGCCAUCGAGGGGGCAUGUAGCGGAUCGUGGGUUAUAUUGCGCGAUUGUUGUCCGUGCGAGAUUCCGCGAGCGGUGGUACGUCGUCCGUCGAGAGGACGAACGAGAGGCAAAAGGUUGCGGCCGCGAGAGGGGCAGAGUGCCGACGACGAUAGUGGAUUGGUGGCCGUGCUGCUGCUGGUGGCGGCGGCGGCAGCGGCGGCGGCAGCAGUGGUGAUCGUCGUGGUGGUAGUAGUGGUGGUGAGUGCUCCGGGUUCCGCGAGUGUCCGCGAAAAACUAGUGCCGCGAGCCAUCAUGGCGAACCCACGGAAGUUCAGUGAAAAGAUCGCGCUGCUGAACCAGAAAGAGGCGCAGGACUCGGCGGCGUUCGAGGCGAUCAUGAAGGAGGUUCUGGACGUCACGAGCAGGGUGGCCUCGACGAGCAGCUCGGUGGGCGCCAGUCCCACGGGAUCCGGCGUACCGGAAACCCCGCUGUCCGUCAAGAGUGCCGGCGCCAGUCCACCGCAAUCCAGUGGCAAACACCUGCACAUUAACUUGGGGAAUCAGUUUAGGGCGGGCGGCUCGCUGCCGAAUGUUAACAACAAUGUCAGUUGCGGCAACGACGCGAAAGAACACUCCUCGUCAAACACCGGCGCGAUCCACUCGAUCGAUCUGAAGACGGCGCUCAGCAAUUUGGAGGAGAUGCAGCACAACUCCAUGGUGUAUCGCAGCGACAACAGGAGCCGAAGCAUAGGGGUGGGACCGAUGCGGUCGCGCCCCAUGGAAAAGAGACACGACACAUCACCGUACAGCGGGGUGCCUUACCUGUCGCCACCACCACCAGACACUUGGCGAAGAACGAACUCGGACUCGGCUUUGCACCAAAGCGCCAACGAGGCUUGCCAAUCGACCUCCGCCAUACCUCAUCGACGAGAUCAACACGCUAUGACCGGAAGCGGUAGCGACAACAGGGAUUCUCAUCACAGCUUCAUCGAACGACCAAGAUCCUCGUGCGAAAUGCCUAGAGUGCCUGGGAUCAACAUAUACCCAAGCUCGCAACCACCAGGGCAGCAAAUACCGAUAGGCAACAAUACAGGAUCGUUACCCGACCUGAGCAACGUGCACUUUCCUUCACCCCUUCACACUCCCCUGGAUCAAGAGGAUCAUUCGAGUAGUACGCCGUUCAGCAACAGUCCUCAAACGAGCAGUCCCACAAACCUGUCGCCGACCAGCUUGGCACAAGCUGGUAGGCUCUCCUUUUCACAGGAUCACAAUCCGUCAAGCGUCCAACAGGGUGUGGCACUGGAAAACAGCACAAGUACUUCGCAACAGGAUCUUCAGAGUUACCCGCAGCAAUCGGCGCCGCUGGCACCGACGUCUCACAGUCCCACUGCUGGCCACUACCUCUAUCAGCAACCGCACAGUCCUGUGCCACCGCAAAGUCCAAAAACGUCACAGCCACAGCAACAGCAACAUCAGCAGCUCAAUUCGUUGGGAUCGUACAGGUCCACGCAGUCGGUGAACAGACCGUCGCCGCAAUCAUCACCUAGUCUAACGGUUCAAGGAAGUCCUCUGAGUUACAGCAAUAAUCCAUCGGCGCCGCCUAGUCCUACCGGACAUCCGGGUCCACCCAGCUUGACGUCCGAUGCUAUCGAUCAGAAUACUUAUUUCAUCAAUCAGGCGCAAGCGGCGGCACUCCAACAGGAUUUUGAACAAUUCACGAUGGGACUGGAGUGGCCCAAAUUCGCUCAGCAGCUGAUGGAACUCGGUUGCACCUGGACCACGCAAAUAGAGAUGGACACGCCGGUGCAGGCGAACACGAUCGGAACGUACAUCGGAUCACCGAAUCACACGACGAAUUACACUCAAAACGAUAUAAUUAACGUCGGCGGCGAAUUAGGCAGCGGUGACGCGGGGUACUUCAGCACGAGUCCACAAAUGGCGUAUCAACCCGCGACGACGACGUCCACCGCUACCCAGCAGCUCACACCGCAAACUCCAAACACACCUACGAUCAUUCUCACAGAUUUCUCUGGUGCGGACGAUCUUACGAAUCCAGAGUUCGUGAAAGAUCUCGGAACGGCAAUGAUGGGUGAUUUCGAUCCGGAGAUGUUCCCGUCGGACGACGCUCUCAGGCAAGGCCUCGAUCCGAUCGACGUGGACGGUCUGCAGAUGCUCGCCGAUCCCACGAUGGUCAUAUCGGAUUCCAGCGCUGAAGCCCACUUUAGGUUAGAUCGACUUUAAGGGGAGAGAUUUUACUCAUUUACCGACACCCAACGUACGACUAUUGCGUAGGAUAAAGUAAAUUCUGUCCUGGUGUCGCGAGUAAGUCUUAAGACACUUUGACAUAUGGGGAACCACUUGUUGGACACUGGCGGAUUUGCAGGGAAACGCGCAUCAAUAUGUAUAAAUAUUUGUCAAUUUUUGUUACGCCGAUGGAUUUCUACAUAGGUUUCUGCCGAUACCUUUGCGUUAAUUGUCUCUCAUCCGAUAUUGUGCAUUUUCUUUUUACUUUCGCGACUAUGUACGUAAUAUGUAUGUCUGACAGAUUUGUAUCGAUUUGUUUCUACGGAUAGCAUGUACUUGGGGUAAUAUUUUCGUGCAAUAUUUUCUGGAAACAAGUCAGUGAUCAACGAAAGUUGUCUCCCGUUCGUGAUAAACCGUUACUUGACGAUUAAGUAAUAUAUAUAAAUCUUUAUUAACCCUUUUUUUAUUUUACACUACUUUGUACAUUGUAUCAUGUAUGAUCUCUAAGAAGCACAAAAGAAAAUGUUUACUGAUUUAUACAUGCUUUUAUCAUAAUGCAAUUAUAGUGAUGUAAUCUACCGUUUAGGCCAAUUUAAAGCUAGAGAAGACGAUCGAUUACGCUCCUCAUGGAGGAACGUUUAAAGAUACGCAUAAAGACAUAGAAGUGAGAGAGGAGGGAGAUGCCUAUCGGCGGUACACGCCAGCAGCAAUCUAGAUUUUUACGUUUCCUUUUCCUCAUUGCAUCCUCUUGCGAACAGCAUACGAUUAUAAACAUUUAUUAGCGGGGUACCUAGUACCUCGUCUGAUUGAUGUGUCUGGCUGAUUCUCCUUGUUAUUUCCUCUUCUCGUAGUGAACUCGAUUUCUUUUUCCAUCAAAUAUUACGAUCGGAUCUGUGAUACUGAACGAUUGAGUCUAGGAAAUUCAAAGGCGGUCUCAACGAAGAAACUGCGUGAAACAAGUUUUUUUGAGACGGUCUUUCCCACGUUUCAAGCGUACAACUCUGUUGAUCACGAUAAUCAUUACCAUUAUUUAUCAUUUAUAUCACGCGAGGAGGGAUUAAUUAUAAUUUUUAAUCUUCGUCAAUUAAAUUGUCGAUACUUGCUUCUCUCGCUUGUCUUGUCGCUGGAUAAUUGCAGUGAUAAUAACGAGCAGAAAGAAAACGUUCAUCUUCUAUGCGUGUACCCUUGGCGAUUGUCAAUUGUUUUUUGAAAGUAAUAUACUAUACUUUAUGUACAUUCGAUAGUGUUAAUCGAAUGUCAGGCUAAGAUAAUCGAUAACGAUCACGAAAUGCGACGAAGGCGACCGUUAUAUCUAUAUGGAUCGUAAGUAGAACGUAUCAUACCUUUCUCGGUAACAUUUGAGCUCUUUGUUCUAAUUAAUAACACGAUGUAGACAGUUAGUAUUACGGAGUCAGGCUACGACAUACCGGGAAAUACGGAUAUAGAAUCUACGGGAUACGGUAGCCUGAGUUUGAUGGUGCAUACUUCAGCGCGCGCGCACAUGCACACACAUACACACGCAUAGACAUACACAUGUACAUUUUUUCUUUCACUAUUUAAUCUAUUUUAAAUAGAUUGAUAUUCGGACAGACGUAUAAAGUGACGAAAUAGAAUUCGCUAUCGCUGAAAUGUCACGUUCAUAUCUUAUAAAUAUAGAUCAUGCGCUCUCUCUCUCUCUCUUUUCCCUUCCCCUUUCUCUCUCUCUGUCCUAUAAAGGUAAAUGUAAGAUGUAUGUCGAAACGGUGUUAAAAAGUUCUAGUAAAUACGAAGUGUAAUCCUGUUUACCUUUUUGCCGUUUUACGUCAUCAGGGCGGUGCACUUCGUGUCUACGGAAGCUUUUUUACACGACGGAAAGCUUGCGGAGAACGUGUACUUUGACAGAAGAAAUUUAACAAUAAUUUUUACAUAUUUAAAAUGUGACCAGAAGUCGAAUCAUCGAUAUAUCGAAAAGUUUUAUCGUAAUAGAAAUGAAAUUCUCUUCCUGUUUGCGCUCUCUCUUUCUCCCUCUCUCUCGCUCUCUUUUUCUCUUUCUCUCUCUCUCUCUCUCCUUUACUUGCAAAGUCUCGUUCGCGUAUAUGCAAAUGCAAGAGGUGCCAAAAACGCGUAGAUAUUCGUCGUAGAUUAUAAGACCGUGUUAUCGAUUCAUAAUCAUGCAAUAUAGACAUAUGUAUAUGAUCGUCGGUCGUUUAACAUAAGGUUUAAACCAAGUUAAAUAUUAACCAAAAUCGUGACGUCAAUUUCUAAUUGUCACUUUAUCUGUGAAACGAGAGGUUUGCAAAGGGAGAUGUAAGGAGCACAGAAAAAUUCACGGGCAGAAUGUAAGAUCAUCCCGCAAUCGAGUUGAUGUUGAUCUUAUUUAGUUACGAUUCGGAUUGCUAUAAAUCAUUAUAAUCAUUAUAAAUCAAGCUACUAAAGGCGAAUCUUUUUGAGAGCAGGAAAUGAGAUGAAGUUUCUGCCGAGUCACAUUUCCUGUUAUCAAGAAGACUACGAAACGAGAUGAUCCAACAGCACGACCAAAGUAUCCUCAGGAAAAUUUUGCAGAUUCAAACAUAAUCGUGUAAAUUUCUAUCUGCUUUCUUAUUCUGCGCUAUGCGAAAUCCCGAUCGGAACAGGUUCUAAUCCACAUUUUUCUGCUGUUUUCCCUCUGUAUCACUCUAAAUUUCAUCCCUAAUUGUCUUACGUCUGCAAAUAAGAAACAUUUCCCCCCAUUUCUUUCUUUUUCUUAUCUUUACGUAUCUUGAAAAAUACAGACACACACACACACACACACACACACACACGUACAUACACGCGCUCUCUCUCUCUCUCCCUAUCUCUCUCUCCCUCCGUUUUAAUCACAUCGAGGGAAGGAGAGACUGGCUUAAAAUUAAUUAAGAUUGCGUCUGUUGCAACGUGCAAUUACAGAAAAUAAGAUAAGCAGCGGAAAAAUGUACGUUACGGAGAAGCGUCGCUGCCUAGUCUCGCACCAGAUCGAUCCAUCACGUCGAUCCGUGAGGGCUUAAUGAAAGAAAUUUGUAAUAUUUGUAUAUAGCCAUGUUACUGUGGUAAAAAGAAAAUUAUCUAUUAUUAUAAAUAACAUUAUAUAUAUAAAUAUUAUACAUAUUACCUAUGUAAUACCGUUACGUUGUUGUACUAUAUUAUUGUGAACACCAUUUCUCAGACAUCGAUUUUUUUAAAUAAAAAAAAGAAACAGCUCUUUUUCGACACACACUAUAUGCUAAGCCAAAUCCGUCAGGUUACUUGCCACGUGUGUGGCUCGCUCGUAUCGGUUAUAUGUACAUUUCUAUAUUUGCACCUGUCGCGAUCGUUGCAUUCACGAUAUUUGCGAUUCGUUCGAUUUGCGAUGCGUCGGUAAAUAAAAUGCGUUCUUUCGUAUCAGUGUUCAUUCGCUUUGUACAUUAUUUGCUGUACACAUAUCACAAUGCAGAGAGAAGUUUCCGCAAGUAUCCAAGAUCGUACAGUGAUUCAAAAGUUUUCGCAAAUAUUUUCGACCUUCAAUCUCAUUCACUUCUCUCGUUGAUGUUCCAAUCUCGUACAUUUAAGCAGCGAAUGAGGUUGAUAAACGGAAUCGUCAAAGAUAAGAGAGCGUAGUCUACACGAUUCUCACAGUCGAUCGGUGCCUGAGCGUUGUUAUUAACGAGCCUUUUUGUCAGACUGAUAUUCGCACUAAUCCAAUCAAUUAACUGUUAAUUUAUCGCGGCGGAUGGCUAGCGCGUUACACUUCUUUCGCGAGAUCGUCACGUACGACCAAAGUGACACGACCAAUUCGCGCGUGAAUUUUUGCAACAUGCUACAAAUAGUCAGUCUGCAUUUAAAAAAAGAAGAAAUAUUAUCUAACAGCUAUGUAAGUAACUAUGUCGCUGUUUAAAUACGUCGAUCAAUCGCGUAAUUGGAUAAUAAUUCGUCACCAGUCUCGUUCACGAGGUGCAGACUUUAUUCUCGAGCGCAUGAACCAUCCCGAUUCGCUUUGCAUUGCAUUACAUUUUAUUUGCAACGGUGUCAAAAACACCAUUCGAUCCGUACAGGAGAUAUAUAAACGCUCACUCGCACACGCGUAUGCAUAUUACACGCACACUGGCGAGGAAAUUUCUCUCGAAAUCAAACAUUUUUCUCGAAUUUUCAUCGUUUUCAGAUUCUUCUAGCCGUCGAUGUAAAUAACUGUUUUAUAUUGUUGUAAAGUAGAACGAUAUUACGGAACGAGAGAGUGGAUUGUAUACUUUGAAAUAUUACGGACACGCCGGCACUCGGUGCAUCAUCUCUAUUUCCGGCGUCCAUAAUGUAAGCGCACAAAAAAGCGAUUAACGAUUUAUGUGUCUUCUUCGUGUUUAAACGUAACUUUAUUAAUUAAAUCUUGAACGUCUACAAAGCGUCUAUGUCUUUGCCUAGGUACCUCUCUCUCUCUUUAUCUCUUUAUCUCGAUUGGCGCUAAGAAGCAACCCGGAGAACGCGAAAAUUACUUUCCGCGUUACUUGCAUAUAAGAUCAACUUUAUUCUCUUUCCUCUCUCUCUCUCUCUCUCUCUUUCUCUCUCUCCGUCUCUCUCCGUCUCCAAAACAAUAAUAGAUAUUUACGGAAAAUGCAAUGAAUUCGUUUUAAAACAGAAAGAUAAAUUCCAUGAUUAAUCACGUAAGAAAUUCGUUUUUCAUUCUGUUUUCAUUGCAGUUUCUAAAGUAAUUGCGUUUUUCGGGUUCCUAAUUGAUCUAUGAUGAUAACUGAUAAGCAACGCCUUCCGACGAUCGAUGAGUCACUGCUGUAUAUAACGUUUCUCUAGUGUGUACACACUGUGCGAAAGUUAAAAAUUGAUUAAUUUGAAUUUUAUUGUCUGUUAAUAAAUUAAAAUUUAUCAAAAUAAAGUUAAUAAAUUAAUGGAACGAGCGCAUACGCAGGGCAUGCGUAAUGUUAUGCGCAUAAGCAAUGUUGGCGACCGUGCAGUUUACUUUGCGAAAUGUUUUUUAAAUAGCUUGUAAUAUUUUAAGAUGUAAGAAGCGUCCAAGAAGCAAUUAAACUCGUUUUAUAUCUUUUGACGCUCUACAUGGCCGGCGUAAAAAAUUUAUAAGUAAUUAGCGGUAGAAGACAUAUAGAUAUUCACUUUUGUCAAGAAUUUAUAUAUCGUUCAUUUAGGCUACAAUUAAAUCGACUCGCAAUC